This is a messenger RNA of Sitophilus oryzae (rice weevil), 1042 nucleotides long. RefSeq names its product keratin-associated protein 5-5-like. The coding region runs from base 163 to 522 and encodes 119 amino acids. Lineage: Eukaryota; Metazoa; Arthropoda; Insecta; Coleoptera; Curculionidae. The record is from RefSeq and is a predicted model, not a curated record. The transcript has 3 exons.
UUUGCAUUCUUUAUCCCUACCUUAUACAUUUUUUUAUAGAGAUUCUACAAAAUUUAUAAAUUGAAGUACAACCAUCUAUCUCGUUUUAUAUUUACCUUAUUGUCGGUGCAUUACCAUAUAGUUUCAACUUUUAAACGGAUCACUGCUCUAUAAUCUGACGAAAUGCCGGGCGGUUGCGGACCAUGUGGACCAUGUGGACCAUGCGGACCCUGCAAACCUUCAAAGAGGAGCGCUACCAAAAAGUCGUCUUCGAAGCCGAAAAAGAAGUCCGCUUCCAAAAAGGCUCCGUCAUCGUCAUGUAGAAAAUCGUCAGGAGGAUGUUCCAGGCCUGUUAAAAAGGCUCCUAUUAAAAAACCAGCUUAUAAACGCACGAGUCGAUGCUGCGACUACUCCUCCUGCAGCUCAGAUUACUCCAGCGACUCAGAUUGUUACGACUCGUGUUCCACUUGCUCAUACUCAGAUUCCGAUUACUCAGACGAUUGUCGCUACUCCAAGAAAUCCGGAGGCUGCUGCAGACGCUAGAUUGUUUUGUUUUUCGGGUGGCAUCGUGAAAACUCAAAAUUCGGCUUAGAAACUGCGAAAAGUCUUUGGAUUGAUUGGUAUAAAUAUAUUUUAUUUUUGAUGCACCUUUUUCGUCAAUUUUGUUUAUUCUUUAAUAUUAUUUUUACAGAUUUGUUUUUACCUAAUAUUUGUUAUUGACAUCGUUAGUAAGUUUAUGUUGUUAGUAAUUGAGUGUUUUUGAUUUAUUAUAAUUUAAUUUUAACGUACUAUCUACUAAUUAUUAUUAAUUUAUUUAUUUUUAGUUAACAAAAAUUGUCUAAUAGAGCUAAGAAAGAAGUUUUUGACAUUGACUUAAAUGACUUAUUAUUAUUAUUUUGUUUGAAUGUUAUAGAAUGCUAGUUUUGGGAUGUUAAAAACUGAUUUUACUUAUUUAUUUACUGGUUGUAUUAGGUGUAAGCUUGCAUAAUGUUAAGUACUAUUAGUGGACAUUUUAUUAUAUUAUGAUUUAUAACGAAAUAAAAAAAAUAUCAUAAUUAAAAAA